AUGAACAGGUGCGCUUACGAGCAGAACGCCAUGGCAGGUUGUGAGGGGAUGAAGAUGGUGGAUUCAGUUGUGUGCCCAAAGCCACGUCGUUUGAACCUCAUCAAUCCUUCCCUUAACGACUCCAUCAGACCCUUCAGAUAUUUCAACCAAUCGGAAAUCGGAGAUUCUCAAGCAGGGUCUGAACUUCUGGAUUUUCUUCUCACCAAGGGAAAUCGUGAAGAGAGAUCCAGUAACCAACUGGCUUCAUCGCCACCAUUUUUCUGUGGGUCUCCACCAAGCAGGGCAUCAAACCCUGUAAUCCAAGAUGAGCAAUUUGGCAACAGCAGCAAGAUGGCUCCAUUUUUUCCAGCACCGCCGUCUUCAUUGUCUGCUCGCAACGGAGGGUGUGUUCGGAUGAAAUCAGGGGACAAGCCUGUUGCUGUGCGCAUUGAAGGGUUUGAUUGUCUUAGCAGGGACCGCAGAAACUGCAGCAUCUCUGCUGUAGCUUAG
Molecule: messenger RNA, 489 nt
Organism: Prunus armeniaca (apricot)
Lineage: Eukaryota; Viridiplantae; Streptophyta; Magnoliopsida; Rosales; Rosaceae
Source: the annotation of a GenBank genome assembly